AUGACAGGUAGUGGUGCUUUGGAGACUAGCAAUGCGGUUAGGGAGCUCAGUGGUAAAAGCGUUAACCUAAGCUCUGUUGAAAGGAGUUUGCCUCUGACAUUGGUUCUCAUCUUGGUUGUCGCCACCCUUGAUAAAGGCAUGACGAGGGUUGACUCACAGGGCUCCCAACGAAUCAAGAGAGUU
Messenger RNA from Ilex paraguariensis (yerba mate), 183 nucleotides. The record is from the annotation of a GenBank genome assembly. NCBI's taxonomy places the organism in Eukaryota, Viridiplantae, Streptophyta, Magnoliopsida, Aquifoliales, Aquifoliaceae.